Messenger RNA from Suillus subaureus, 1194 nucleotides. RefSeq lists its product as uncharacterized. Bases 1 to 1194 code for a protein of 397 amino acids. The record is from RefSeq and is a predicted model, not a curated record. NCBI's taxonomy places the organism in Eukaryota, Fungi, Basidiomycota, Agaricomycetes, Boletales, Suillaceae. The transcript is spliced from 6 exons.
AUGGAUCCGCAAGACAGAAAAUUAACUUUACCUGCCUUUCUCAAAGUCCUCACAAGCAACAAUGUGCCUGUUCCCAAGGCAAUGGCAGUAGCCAGCAAAGUAUACAAGGAAUCCAAUACGACUAGUCUCCUUGCGCAACUUACAGAUGUGAAGUUGAAAGUGAGUGGCGUGGAAGACAAGGAAACGCGGAAACUCGUGCUAGCUGCAAUUCGCAAAGCGGGGUACACUGCGCAGCCCUCGGGUUCGAAAUUGAAACCAAAAAGUGACAAAUCCAGGAGUUCGGAUGAGCAGCCCGUGGCAGGUCCGUCUGAACCGAGGGUCACAAAUGCAAUGCAGGCCGUGACCACACCAGUUAAGCGAAAACGAAAAUGGGACGACGACUUAAACGAGCUCCUUCCAGAUGGACCUCCAGACGAAGCUGCUACGUACGGCAGCUUGGAAUUCAAUGAGGUAUUAGAUGAGGCGGUUCUUAAGACGAAGUCUACAGUUGUGAAUCGGGCGCCAUUGAUGACAGCCUGGGCAACUAUAGUUGCGGAGCGCUUAGGAUUUGAGAGGGAGGAAGCUCUCAGCAUUGCUUCCGUUUACACUGAAAUGAAUGCAAUAUCAAAGGGGGUCUCCUUAGGUCUCUUUGACAAAUCACGCAAGAAAGAGAUAGAGCCUAUUAAGGGCAGCACACAACCUUAUGUCGACUUACUAGGAAGAAGAUCCCUGUAUCAGACACAGAACGAGAUAUGGCGUGCUCUCGACAACACCUCACCGGCUCUCCCCAGCACAGCAUUUUCAUAUAUAUCUCGUGCGUUUCGACAGACGACUCCGUACGUCAUCGGUGCCCUCCGAUUGUUGGCCGAAAGCUUCCCACCCCCAGAGCUUAAUAACAAAGGUUUCGGAUUGUAUGCCGAGUUCAGACCUGAUGUAGAUGGGUGGGGUAAACGUGGCGAGGUGUGCUGCGAACAAAUUCUGUCACUCCGCAAGAAGGACAGAAGCACUAUCGCUGAGCCUGCUGUGAAAGGUGAAGUUGUAAAGCUGGAAGUCAUUCAUGAUUCGAGAGCAAUUGAAGGUCCGGGUGGGUCACAAUCUGGUACGUCGGAAGGACCGGAACAUAAGAAGGCACGAGCGAUGACCCUGGAGGAGUACGAGGCUGCAUUAGACCAGGAUGACACGUUUGAUGAUGUAGACCUGAACUUUGAAUUUUAA